AUGCGCUGAAGGGUGGGGCAGGGAUGCCAGAAGUCUGACAGCGACACUAAGUUCACAAGCUGUCUUCCAUUACUUACCUUCUCCUAAAGCUCUCUUCAAUGGCGACCUGCUGUCACAGUGACUACCGCCUACUUCUCCUUCCUCUACUUUGCGUUCAUGGCUUCUGCUUAUAAUUAGCCAGCAAAAGUGGCACAGCAAGAACAGAGCUUGACUACUUCAAUCUCCGUUUCUGCUACAAUGUCGGGUGGUGGUGGUGGAAGUUUGUCCACCUUCUUCGCUCUCGGCUUCGUGGUUGUGGCCAUGGCGAGCUUCGGUCAGUUCGGGGUGGUCGCAUGGCGGCCGUGGCCACGCCAUUUCGGUAAAAAUGCCACCUUGGCCGCCGCCGGCGUAGCGGCGCCGGCGCUGGGGGAGUCGAAGAAGUACGAGGGGUCGUCGGAGUUCGUCAUGCUCCGGUACCACAUGGGCCCUGUGCUCACCACCAACAUCACCGUCCACCCCAUUUGGUACGGCAGCUGGUUGCCGUCGCAGAAGCACAUCCUCCGCUGCUUCCUCCGCUCCAUCUCCGCCCCCGCCACACCCAGCCCCUCCGUCGCCGCCUGGUGGCGUACUGUCCGCCUCUACACUGACCAGACCGGCGCCAACAUCUCCGCCGCUGUUGUCCUUGGUGCUGAACGCUCAGACCGGCGAUACUCCCACGGCCGCAAGCUCUCCCGCUUGGCGAUCCAGAGCGUGAUCCGCGACGCCGUGGCGGCGCCCCGCCGCCCGCUCCCCGUCAACCCCCGCGGCGGGCUCUACCUUGUCCUCACCUCCGACGACGUUGCCGUGCAGGACUUCUGCCUCACCGUCUGCGGCUUCCACUACUUCACCUUCCCGGCCAUCGUCGGCUACACGCUCCCCUACGCGUGGGUGGGCAACUCCGCCGCCCAGUGCCCGGGGAUCUGCGCCUACCCCUUCGCCGUCCCGCCCUUCGCCGUCGGCCUCCGCACGCCGGAGCGGCCGCCCAACGGCGACGUCGGCGUCGACGGCAUGGUCAGCGUGGUGGCGCACGAGCUGGCGGAGAUGGCAUCCAACCCGCUUGUGAACGCGUGGUACGCCGGCGAGGACCCCUCUUUCCCGACCGAGAUCGCCGACCUCUGCGAGGGCAUCUACGGCACCGGCGGCGGCGGAGCCUAUACGGGGCAGCUACUCGUCGACGCCGGCAGCGGCGCUUCCUACAACGUGAACGGCAUCGGCGGAAGCAAAUUCCUGGUCCAGUGGAUUUGGAACCCGUACUUGAGCUACUGCAGCGGACCCAACGCACUCGAUCAUCAGUAGCGACCGCCAUUUUUGCUUCAAAAAUCACUUUUUUAGAUCGUUUUUUGCUUGUCCGAGUCCUGUCCUUGCUUGUUUAGCGAGUGUGAGGUGAUCUAUUUAGCUAAAUAAGGAGAAAGAAGAGGACAUGGCCGGAGAAGAAGCUGCUCCCAUGGAAGAAGAAGAUGAUGUAUCUUGGCAAAUUUCUGUUUGUACAAAUUGGAUUCCCUUUAAUUGAUCUCUAUUUUGGUCAA
Messenger RNA from Zingiber officinale, 1544 nucleotides. RefSeq names its product protein EXORDIUM-like 3. The record is from RefSeq and is a predicted model, not a curated record. NCBI's taxonomy places the organism in Eukaryota, Viridiplantae, Streptophyta, Magnoliopsida, Zingiberales, Zingiberaceae. The transcript has a single exon. The coding region runs from base 238 to 1314 and encodes 358 amino acids.